Molecule: messenger RNA, 1766 nt
Organism: Formica exsecta
Lineage: Eukaryota; Metazoa; Arthropoda; Insecta; Hymenoptera; Formicidae
Gene: CARPB
Product: carbonic anhydrase-related protein 10
Exons: 8
Coding region: 405-1259 (284 amino acids)
Molecular function (GO): carbonate dehydratase activity; zinc ion binding
Source: RefSeq, a predicted model, not a curated record
CAGUCGUUCCUCCUUCGUCGUUCCUUCACUGCCGUGCGCUUUUAACGAAAUUAUUCCGUGAUCGCGGAGCAAAAAGAAGCGGAGGUAGACGAAGAAGCGGUAGUUUAUGGCAGGCGAAUAGAAGACGGAGGGUGUAUUCGCAGGAAGCUCCCGGGUUACGGGCCGCGAAUCUGCCCCGACGCGCGCGGCGGCAUCGUCCUCCGGCGGCAUCGUCCUCCUCGAAGAGGAGCCCGGCUUGCGUGGCGCGCGUCGUCGUGGCCGCGGUUGACGGCAGUAGCGGUGGAAGAAGUGGUGCGUCGACGGAGAAGGAGGAGGAGGAGGAAAAGAAAGACGUCGUUCCUUUCGUCGUCCACGAAAAACGAGCCGAAUGAUGUUCAAUUGACAAAGACCGCACAGCGCUAGGAAUGGCCCCCUUCAAUUCCGUCUUCCUGGGUGUCUGGGGAGUGUUCGUUGUCAUUUUGAUACAAGAAUCGACACCCGUUAGCUGGGAGGAAUGGUGGACGUACGACGGUAUUUCCGGUCCUGCCUUCUGGGGUCUUAUCAACCCGGAAUGGUGGCUUUGUAACAAAGGUCGAAGACAAUCACCGGUCAAUCUCGAGCCUACUCGACUGCUUUUCGACCCGAAUUUACAACCGCUUCAUUUAGACAAGCACAGAAUUAACGGUGUACUGGCGAAUACCGGACAUAGCGUGGUAUUUGCCGUGGAGAACGACACCCGUCAUCCCGUCAAUAUCUCUGGCGGUCCGCUCAGUUAUCGUUAUCAGUUUCACGAGAUUCAUCUGCACUUCGGCGCAGACGAUCGCAUCGGCAGUGAACACACCGUCGAUGGACACGCUUUUCCUUCGAGCGACACACACGUAUAUGUAAUAUACAUGAACAAAGUUGACGUUAUCGACCGUAUGAAUUGCACAGGGCAGGCCAUGGAAAUUAAACGUUUCGGGGUGCGCGAACUUCUGCCGGACACGAAGCAUUACAUGACGUACGACGGCUCCACCACGAUGCCGGCGUGUCACGAGACCACCACAUGGAUCAUCCUCAACAAGCCCAUAUACAUCACCAAGCAGCAGCUACACGCUCUGAGGCAAUUGAUGCAAGGGGAUGAAAAACAACCAAACGCUCCGCUUGCAAAUAACUUUAGACCACCGCAACCCCUUCAUCAUCGUCCCGUUCGGACAAAUAUUGAUUUCAAUAUUCAGGGUCCGAAAAAUUGUCCGACGAUGAACAGGGACAUAUAUUACAAAGCCAACAGCUGGAAAUAAUACCCAGCACUGCCGUGAAAUCGACAUUCGCAGUAACUACGCUUUUCCCCGGAACGAGCUGGAACUUCGCUGUAAGGAAAAAAUUGACAUAUCAAUUACAGGCGGGUGACGCCGGGUCACAAAAAAAAAAAAAUAAUUACAGCAGAUAGAACGCGCGAAAGAUGAUCGACGGCGCCCACGGCGUUGAGAUCGAGAUUUAAAAAAAAGAUGCUUCGUUGUACUUAUUAGACGUGAAUUGCCAAGUAUGUUUCCAGUUAAACCAGAAGAAAAAAAAAACAGAUAUAAACCUAUAGAUCACAAGUUAGACGAGAUAAGCUAAUCGUAUAAGAUCUAUUAUUAUACAUAUAUCGGUAAACUAUCGAAAAAAAAGCUAUGACUAUCGUGGCCUGCGCGAAGGGUUGAGAGAUGCAAUUAUAUGUAUAAAAAUUCACGCGCGAUGAAACGCGCGCUAUCGAGCAAAAGUUUAUACUAUAUUCUUGUAAUAAAAGCUUGAAAACGUAGAACACA